Prorocentrum cordatum is the source of this 699-nucleotide messenger RNA. The record is from the annotation of a GenBank genome assembly. Lineage: Eukaryota; Dinophyceae; Prorocentrales; Prorocentraceae.
AUGGUGAUCAGCCCCAACGUGGUCAAGCCAGAGCGCAUCGCCAGGCGUGGCGACUACUCGUACCUGGAGUCGGAGCUCUACGGCUGGUGGCCCGUCAAUGCCUCCAUUGGCGACCACACCAGCAUGGCCGUCCAGAAGGCCCUCGCGGACAAGGUGAGCUUCGGCGAGGAGCAGCCGAACGCCGUCCGCAUGCUGACCGACGAGGUGCAGCAGUGGCUGGAGGAGGAGCAGGACUACCGCGCGCAGGUCCAGCAGAGCGAGUGGGCGGCCUGUCCGAGGCAGGCGUGCAGGAGACCUGGAGAGGCCCUGCGAGGCCCAGGCGGGCUCUGCGAGGCCUCGGAUCGCGUCGCGGGGCUCUGCGGGGGGCUCUCGGUCGAGAGAUCCACGGACACCUCGAGCACCUGCUUGUACGCGCCCGAGUCGGCGCGAGAGGCGAGGAUGUCCGACAGCCAAGCCAUGGACGAACAGCGGCUGCGAGGCGAUGUGUUCAGGGUGAAUCCUGAGAUCAGCAAGUUCUUGCAGGCCAUCGGCUCCAUGCUGUUGACAGUGAUGCUCGCCCUCUGCGUCGGCUUCGGCUAUACUGACCAGUAUGAGCAGUGCAAGGAGGCAGACCCCACGAGCUGCGAGGAGCCCACGGCGAACAGCAGCGGCUGCUGGUCGCUUCAGCUCGUGAUCGACAAUUCUGCGCUGGUCGCGUGA